GACGGCGGCAGCGGGUAGCGCAGCAAGUGGAGGAUCGGGGGCCGGAAGCCGAGAGGCCAGGAGGAUAGGGCAUGCAGGCCAGGCCCUUAUCGGUGGGCUCGCAACGGGUUGCAUGGUCUUGGGGACGCGGGUAGCCACCGUUAUCUUGCAACAGUUGCUACUCCGAGGGAGGUACGCGCAGCUAGCGUCGAGGAUCGAGCGGGGUGAGACAGAUAACAGAUAGAUAGUGGGUGGCAGACAGUGGCAGGCAGGUACAGGACGCGAUAAGGUGCUUCGGUGGAGGGUGGGUGGUAUAAAUAGGCGGUCGGGGAUGGUGCAGAGACGGCAGGAGUUGUGUUGGUGGACGUGGGGACGGAACAGUGUGAGUGGUAGCAGCAGUAACAGCGACAGCGGCAGCGACAGCAAUAGCAGCAUACACUAUUAGGCACACGAUGUCUGAAAAACAAGACUACGACGUUGGUGUGACCAACGCGGACGCCGCAGACAGAGAGUCUGCCAGCGACAUGGUGUCCGGCGGGGAGUAUCUGGAAAAGGGGCUCCCUGCGGACAUGGCGAAGGACCUUACUGCGGUGGAGGACAGCGACGUGGCGUUGCGGAGAAAGAUCCACCUUGUGAACAACGCGAUCGACGAGAUCGGCUUCACAUGGUUCCAUGCUCAGCUCUUCUGCAUCGCCGGGUUCGGGUACUCGGUGGACUCGCAGAUGGCCAUGGUGCAGUCUGCGGUGAAGACGUACGUUGACUACCAGAUGAAGGGCGGCGGGUACCCUAUCUCCACGGAGAUCUACUUUGCCGGUCUGAUCACUGGGUCGGUGGUGUUUGGUUUCGGCGCCGACUUGAUUGGCCGGAAGUUGGCCUUCAACUCGUCGUUGCUCCUCUCCUCCAUCUUCGGCUUCUUCACAGGCGGCACGUCCAGCUACGCCAUGUACUGCAUCUUCAUGUUUCUUUCCACCGUUGCCGCCGGCGGGAACCUCGCCACCGACGUGGCCGUCUUCCUCGAGUUCCUCCCUUCUAAGUACCACUACCUCAACACCUCGAUGGCUGCGUGGUGGGGAGUGGGCCAGACCAUUGCGUCGUUGAUCUCGUGGGCGUUCAUCCCAAACAACUCCUGCUCCGACCCAACAGACUGCCCCUCCCGCAUGAACAGAGGCUGGAGAUACUGCUGGUACACCAACUCCGGAAUCGUGCUAGGCGCCGCGUUGUUGCGUUUGUUCGUGUUGAGACUGGGCGAAACACCCAAGUUUCUUGUUUCCACAGGCAGAGACGAAGAGGCCUACGAGGCCAUCAUGGCUGUUGCCCGAAAGUACAACAGACCGUGCUCGUUGACGUUGGAGCAGCUCAGGGCGUGCGGUGAAGUCGAGCACACCUAUUUUGACACCUCCAAAGUGACCAGCAUCCGGACAGCUUUGCGGGGCUUGUGGCUGACCACACGCACAAACGUUAAAAUCCUUUUCUCAAACAAGUUGGUGAUUAGAUCCACCUGCUUGAUCAUCACGUCCUGGCUCUUCAUUGGAAUCGCCUACUCGGUCUUCUACAACUUCCUAUACAUUUACAUUUCAACACACGGCGGGUCCACUGGAAGCUCCCCUUUUAUCGUCUACAGAAAUGCCACCAUUGAUAACUUUGUUGGUAUUUUUGGCCCAAUCCUUGCGGGUGCCCUGAUCUUGAUCCCUAGAGUGGGAAGAAGAGGUACGAUGAUUUUUGGUUCGUUAUCGUGCAUGGCCAUCUUGUUUGCCUACACCACUUGCAGAACACCUAGUGCAGAUGCUGGGUUUGGUUCUGCUACCUACUUUUUCAUCAACAUUUAUUACUCAUGCUUGUACGCCUACACCCCAGAGGUGUUUCCAACGAGAGCCCGUGCUACCGGGGUCGCACUCUGUUUGGUUGCUGACAGAAUAGCAAGUGCAUUUUCACCCGUCAUUUACUGGUACGGUUCCCAAACUGGGUCGAGUGUUCCAAUCUGGGUAUGUGGUGCAGUUAUUGGAUGUUUAUCUAUUUUGGCAUUUUUCAUGCCCUUCGAACCAAGCAAGAAAAGAAGUGUUUAGAGUUUUUAUUUGUUUCACUUUUUAGAUUUUUUAUACCUUUUUAUACACUUUUCAAAUAAAACUUUGGCAAUG
Pichia membranifaciens NRRL Y-2026 is the source of this 2114-nucleotide messenger RNA. RefSeq lists its product as hypothetical. The record is from RefSeq and is a predicted model, not a curated record. The transcript is spliced from 2 exons. Gene Ontology annotation, biological process: transmembrane transport. Gene Ontology annotation, molecular function: transmembrane transporter activity. The coding region runs from base 432 to 2042 and encodes 536 amino acids. Lineage: Eukaryota; Fungi; Ascomycota; Pichiomycetes; Pichiales; Pichiaceae.